Anopheles coluzzii is the source of this 3922-nucleotide messenger RNA. RefSeq names its product symplekin (gene Sym). The transcript is spliced from 4 exons. Lineage: Eukaryota; Metazoa; Arthropoda; Insecta; Diptera; Culicidae. Gene Ontology annotation, cellular component: mRNA cleavage and polyadenylation specificity factor complex. Bases 199 to 3771 code for a protein of 1190 amino acids. The record is from RefSeq and is a predicted model, not a curated record.
GCUUGUCAAGCGGCAAAUUGUUUUCGAUUUCGCAGAAAACAAGGACGAUCCAUGCCAGGAGGAAUCCCCUAUAGUUAAAAUUUGUAAAUUGCGUCUACGAUACAAUCUGUUCAGACUAAUCUAAGCCAGAGAUAAGUGAAAAAAGCGAACUGUUUGUGGUUUCAUUGUGCGCAGUGUAUUGCCGGUCUCCUGUUCACGAUGGAGAACCUACUGCGAGGGUCGUCCAGCUUCAGCGAGGCUGCGAUGCUAUUUACCGACGAAAAGAUUGCCAGUGCUAGAACCAAGAUCGUCGAAGCGCUGAACGAGGCGCAGCUGGCAACGAGCGGCCAGAAGUGUGAAAUCAUUGCCAAAGUACAGGAGCUGCUCCUACACACCGAUGUGGAACUGUUGAACGAGUUCCUGGAAAACAUGCUGGUGCUCGCGCACGACCCGGUGGCCGAAGUGCGGAAAGCGAUCGCCGGCUUUAUAGACGAAAUCUGCAAGCAGCAUAUCGCGAUGCUGCCGAAGGUGGUGGGCCCAAUGUUUUCGCUGCUGCGCGACUCGGCCCCGGUCGUGACGAAGCGCGUGAUACAGGGCUGCGGUUCGAUCUACCGGCUGGCGAUCCAGUGGAUCUGCCAGCUGGACGACAUUCCGGAGGAGGUGGAGCAGGCUUGGAACACGCUCUGUCUGAUGAAGAUUUCCAUCCUGGACAUGAUCGACCACGACAACGACGGCAUACGGACGAAUGCGAUCAAGUUCCUAGAGGGUGUCGUCAUCCUGCAGACCUACCCGGACGAGGAUAGCCAGAAGCGCGAGAACGACUUCUCGCUCGAGGACGUACCGCUCACGAUGAAGCAGAUCCGCCGCCGGAAGCUGGAGGACGAAGCGACCAACAUCUUCGAGCUGUUGCUACAGUUUCACGGUGCGUCCCACAUUUCCUCGGUGAAUCUGAUCGCCUGUACCGGCACGCUGUGCACGAUUGCAAAGCUACGCCCAUCCACGAUGACGCGCGUGGUCGAGGCGCUGAAACAUCUGCACUCCAACCUGCCGCCAACGCUCACCAACUCGCAGGUCAGCUCGGUACGGAAAAAUCUGAAGAUGCAGUUUCUGAAUCUGCUCAAGCAUCCGGCCAGCUUCGAGCACCAGGCAACGAUUGCGCAGAUACUGGUCGAUCUCGGUGCGUCGAACGGUGAGAUUACGCGUGCCAUUCCGAAGCUGGACAAACGGGAGCAGCAGCGGCGGGCGAAACGCGCACUCGAAAACUCGAUGGCAUCGCAGCUCGCGGCCAAGCGUGCCAAGGUGGACGGGCAGGCACGAAAGGAAAGGGAUGACGGCGGGACGGUGGGUGAGUCGCCGCGCGAUCAGCCGCGCACGAUGGAGAUCGAUUAUGAGGAGCUGAACGAGCAGAAGAGUCGCUCCACCAAGCAGAACGAACAGUUUCUGCUCGAGGUGCUGCCAAAGACGGACCUCGUCGUCCAGCUGGUCCUCUCGAACAUGGACAAGCUGACCGAACAGAUGCUGCAGAGUGCGAAACCCGCCGCCGUGCUGACGGUCGAACAGUACAUCCAGAAGAUCGCCCAAACGCUGGCCGCCCAGAUGAGCGAAGUGAAGGCCGGGCCCGGUGCGAGCGCCUUCACGAAAGAUCCCCCGAUGAAGGUGCGCAUCAGCGACGAGGAGGAGAAAAGUAUUAUCCUUUCCGGCAAACGGAAGCCGGUCGAUCCGUCGGCAACGCCACUUCCUCCCUCGAUUGGGGAGGAAGAUCUGCCGGAGGGCGGUGCCGGUCUACCGGAGGAGGACGAAGACGACGAGGCACUGUCGGAGGAGGAUCGCCAAAAGCUGGAAGCGACCCGCAAGUUGCGCGAAACGCUCGAACGCGUCAAGGGCGGUACGGCCACGGGCGAGCCAAAGCUAAGGCAGCGCAUCAAGAUGCUGAAGCUGCAGGAAAUCACGAAACCGCUGCCGAAAGCGACCAAGGAAACGUUCCUGCUCGAUGCGGUCGUGCGGAUACUCAAAGCGGAACGGCAGGCCCUGGUCGGUGGGGUGAGCAUGCAGCGGAAUCGUAUCAUCACCGCGUUCGGUGCGUCCUUCAUCAACCCGGUGCGGGACGUGAUCAUGGAGCACAUACUGGAGGAUCUGCCGAAGCGCAUCGAGCUGGCGUUUUCCUGGAUCUUCGAAGAGUACGGGCUGAUGCAGGGGUUCACGCGCUACACGCACGUCAAGCACGACAAUGGGCCGCAGUAUCCGUACACGCAGCUGCUGGUGCGCCUCGUCACGAACGUGAUCGAGCGGCCGAAGGAUACGUUCCGCCAGAAGGAAUCUCUGCUCAAGCGGCUCUACCUGGAGGCGCCGAUGCUGCCCCAGGAGCUGAUCGAUAUGCUCGUGCGGAUGUGCGAGCUGGAGGAGCUGGUCGAUUGUGGCAUGCAGAUCGUGAAGGAUUUGCUGAUCCGGCGGCCACCGAGGGAGAAGCAGUAUUUGGACAUUCUGCUCAAGUACGCGUACUACGAGAAUGGGACGAUCCGGGAGAAAGCGAUCGAGUACGUGAUGAGCGUGUUUGCCGUGCAUCGCAUCAUGACGGAGGACAUCGAGAAGAAGGCCCUCGUCUGGUUGGCCCAUCUGGAGAACGAGCUGCCGUCGGAGGCGAUGUUUGCGGCGGAGUACGGCCGGGCGGAACAUCCGCGCACGUGGACGGAGGAGCUGGCUAAGGUUUGCCUGGGCCUAUUUCUGGAGGUGAUGGUGUACGAUCAGACGCUGCUCAUGCGCUUCUCGGAGGUGUACAUUAAGGCGACGUCGGAGAUGAAGCGCGCCGUGAUACGGGCGAUCGAGGGCCCGAUCCGGAAGAUUGGCUCGGAAAGCGAGGAGCUGCUGCGGCUGAUCGAACAGUGCCCGAAGGGCUCGGAAACGAUCAUCAUACGCAUCAUCUACAUCCUCACGGAGAAAUCCCUUCCUUCGCCGGAUCUUGUGGAGCGUGUGCGCACCCUGCACCAAACGAAGGUAUCCGACGUGCGAUUGCUCAUCCCCGUCAUCAAUGGGCUGACGAAGAAGGAGAUCCUAUCGGCACUGCCCAAACUGAUCAAACUGAACCCGGGCGUCGUCAAGGAGGUGUUCAAUCGGCUCCUGGGCAUCGGCGUCGAGUACGGGCCGGCCGAGCUGCCGCUCACCUCGGUCGAGCUGCUCGUCGCCCUGCACACGAUCGAGACGAGCAAGGUGGAGCUGAAGUUUAUCGUGAAAGCAACCUCCCUGUGCCUGGCCGAGAAGGAAGUGUACACGCACGAUGUGCUGGGCAGCGUGCUGCAGCAGCUGGUCGAGAUUACGCCGCUACCAACGCUACUGAUGCGCACGGUGAUCCAGUCGCUAACGCUUCACCCGCGGCUGGCCGGCUUCGUGACGAACCUGCUGCAGCGGCUCAUCCUCAAGCAGGUGUGGAAGCAGAAGGUGGUGUGGGAUGGCUUCAUCAAGUGCGCCCAGCGCCUGACGCCCCAAAGCCUCGGUGUGUUGAUACAGCUGCCGGCGCAGCAGCUGCAGGACGCGAUCACCAUCUGUCCCGAGUUCCGCGAGCCGAUGCUGGAGCAUGCGCGCGAAAUCAUGGAGCACCAGAUUGGGCACGUGUCGCAGCAGGUGAUGGACGUGCUGCUCGGCAUCUCGCCCUACUCGACGACGGAAUCGGCCGACCUACAGAUUGUUGGUAACUACAGCGAAGAGGCGCCAAUGUCCUCCCACAUGCCGGUGAAAAUUAAGCAGGAAAAGGAUGUGGAACCACCUGCCGCUCCAACACCGCCGCAAAGCAAGGAGUAGCCCAAUUCCUUAGUAUGUCUGUUUCCUUAGUAUGUUCCCCCCAUCGAAACCCGAUGAAACGAUUAUUGUUAAAGACAUGAAGAAAAAUAGAAAUGAAACCACAACGUUGGCAAAACUUCACAGAAAAAUAAAUGUAUAUUUUACAUUAAAA